Molecule: messenger RNA, 1342 nt
Organism: Daldinia caldariorum
Lineage: Eukaryota; Fungi; Ascomycota; Sordariomycetes; Xylariales; Hypoxylaceae
Exons: 1
Coding region: 105-1076 (323 amino acids)
Source: RefSeq, a predicted model, not a curated record
GAAGACCAUCGAGGCGCCCGCGAAGAGGAAGGGGAGAAGAGGAGGAAGACAACGUAUGGGGUACUGGGCGCCGCGUUGUGGAGGAGUUAGGAAGCGAGAACGAGAUGGAUAUACAAGGUACUGAUUUGGUAACGACAUCGGGUAAUAGACGGUUUGCUAGUGAUCCACUUCGGUUCACAGGAAUAGAUUUGAGCAGUGGCGGCCAGCCACGGAACGGUUAUGCUUAUCAACAUUCGGACGACGAAAACGACUCAACCGAAGACGACUCGGAGGCUGCAUCUGAAGAAGACGAAGACGAAGACGAUGAGAAUUCAGCUCUUAGGAGGGAACUUGACGAGGCUCUAGUGCAAUCAGCCCUUGCGAGGAUACGGAGAGCCCAAGCCAAGGGCAAGGCGGACGUCAAACUAAAUAAGGAGGAGCUUGCAGCUCUUGAACGUAGGCGGAAACGCUUACAAGCCGAGAAAGACGCAAGACGACGUAGCGGAAGUGAUCGGAAGCGCAAAGAAAAAGAGCAGCGAUAUGCUGUCCCCCUUUCUCAGUUCGAAGAUCCUCAAUCUGGCUCGGAACAAAACCAACUUGCCCCUCCCAUGGGGCGUUUCCCUCCUCCUAAUGCCUCGCAUUCACGUCCUCGCGAUGGUAGUACAUCUACAUCCUCUACUCGUCGUCCUCGAUCUAUCGUACAAGACUCUCCACCGUUCGAUUAUCAAUAUGUGCAUGCACCCCCUAAUCAACGUCACGCCUCAGAUCCUACAACCAAGCCUUCAUCUUCACGCACGUCCUUCACAGAAGCCAGAGACAUUUUCCAAUACCAAACCGCGGGACCCCGCGCGUUAUAUCCCGACAGGAGCAGUUCAAGACAUGCUAAAAGGGAGGAAAGGAACGGGCGUGAACGUGAGGACGAGACAACCAGUGACGAUGGAGUUCAUGAGGCACGGCUUUCGAGAGGAAGAAGUCGAGGUGAAAUUGUGGUACAGACAUCUCCUUCGCCCGAACGUACCAAGAGUAAAAAGUCUUCGGAACCCGUUGCGUCGACGAAACGGAAAUCAGUAGCCCCUAAAAAGAGAAAAGGGAAAUAAAUCAAGUAGUCGUCUAGCUAUCCUAAUAAACAAAAGCAUACCGUGUAAUUGUAAUUGAUAUCAAGAAUGGUCUUAUUAUUUCAUUUCGCCUGUGAACUGUUCUCAUAAUUUUAUGGUAAUCCAAUCCAACCUUCACCUGGAAGAUAUUUCCAGAAAACAACUUUUCAAAUUGCGUAGAAUCUAGGUAAUUAACACGAAGGGUAUCGUAUCGAUUCGCUGAAUCAUCCUUUUAGCCAUGAAUCAAUCGUAACCCCAACAUUUUUUUU